Molecule: messenger RNA, 1732 nt
Organism: Cebus imitator (Panamanian white-faced capuchin)
Lineage: Eukaryota; Metazoa; Chordata; Mammalia; Primates; Cebidae
Gene: ARHGEF39
Product: Rho guanine nucleotide exchange factor 39
Exons: 9
Coding region: 176-1183 (335 amino acids)
Biological process (GO): positive regulation of cell migration
Cellular component (GO): plasma membrane
Molecular function (GO): guanyl-nucleotide exchange factor activity
Source: RefSeq, a predicted model, not a curated record
GGCGCUGUGGUUGGACGGAAGAGACGCGGUUUUGUGCCGCCGGCUGGCCGGCCGCUGCGCAUGCUCCUUCGCGCCCUGCCCUCCCCGGUCCCGCCUCCGCGGCUCCCGCCUGUGAGCUGUUGGGAUUUGAAUUUGCCGCGGGUUGCGGCCGGAAAUAUCGAUCCCUCAGGCAGGCAUGGAGAUCCUCUGCUCCGGCGCGCGGUGCCCGGUGCAAGAGCAGCGUGCCCGCUGGGAGCGGAAACGCGCCUGCACUGCCCGGGAGCUACUAGAGACCGAACGGCGCUACCAAGAACAGCUGGGGCUGGUGGCCACGUACUUUUUGCGGAUCCUGAAAGCCAAGGGGACCCUGCGACCAUCUGAGCGCCAGGCCCUGUUUGGAUCCUGGGAGCUCAUCUACGGCGCCAGCCAAGAGCUGCUUCCCUACCUGGAAGAAGGACACUGGGGCCAAGGGCUGGAGGGCUUCUGCCGCCACCUGGAGCUCUAUAACCAAUUUGCUGCCAACUCAGAGAGGUCCCAGACUACCCUGCAGGAGCAGCUAAAGAAAAAUAAAGGUUUCCGGAGGUUUGUGCGCCUUCAGGAAGGCCGCCCUGAGUUUGGGGGCCUUCAGCUGCAAGACCUGCUCCCUCUGCCUCUUCAGCGGCUCCAGCAGUAUGAGAAUCUCGUCAUUGCUUUGGCUGAAAACACAGGUCCCAACAGCCCUGAGCAUCAACAGCUCACACGGGCUGCCCGGCUAAUAAGUGAGACUGCCCAGAGAGUCCACGCUAUUGGUCAGAAACAGAAGAAUGACCAGCACCUUCGGCGCGUCCAGGCUCUGCUCAGUGGACGCCAGGCAAAGGGGUUGACCUCAGGGCGCUGGUUCCUCCGCCAGGGCUGGCUGUUGGUGGUGCCUCUCCAUGGGGAGCCUCGGCCCCGCAUGUUCUUCCUCUUCACUGAUGUGCUCCUCAUGGCCAAGCCUCGACCUCCACUGCACCUGCUGCAGAGUGGCACCUUUGCCUGCAAGGCCCUCUACCCCAUGGCCCAGUGUCAACUCCGCAGGGUCUUUGGCCACUCAGGAGGCCCUUGCGGUGGGUUGCUCAGUCUGUCCUUCCCUCAUGAGAAGCUACUGCUUAUGUCCACAGACCAGGAAGAGUUGGCACACUGGUACCACAGUCUGACUUGGGCUAUCAAUGGCCGGAAAAACUAGAGGAAUCUUAGAGAUUCCAGAACUCAGGAUACCUCAGGGACAGGUCACAGCCAGGAGUACAAAGGAAUCUUCUUCAGUACUGGACAAAACAGAGCCCUUCACUAUUUGACAAAGGUUACUUUGUGUUUGCCUGGACCAAGCUAUUCCAGGUCAUUUGACCCAACUCUUAGAAUCACAGCCAGCUGCAAUGGCUCAUGCCUGUAAUUCCAGCACUUUGGGAAGCUGAGGUGGGAGGAUCACUUGAGCCCAGGAGUACACGACUAGCCUGGGCAACACAGUGAGUGAGACCCUGCCUCCAUUUAAGAAAAAAAUCAUUAAGAAGAAAUUUUGUAAAGAAAGAAGAAUCAGGAAACCAAGUCUGACCCAACUGAACCUCGGCUGAACCAGCCCCUAACACAGAGAGGGGAUCUGGGACUGGUAAGCUCUGUGCUGUGUCCAUGGUCAUUUAUCAAGGUUGCUGCUUUGUAAAUGUGGCUAUUUUUAUGUUGUGUAUAGUUUCUAUCAUUUUUCCAUUGGAUUUGAGUAAAGUUUUUUUUUUUUUGGAAAGAC